UUCUGUUCUUGCAGCUUCAAGGAUACGGUAUGAAAUCACCCAGGGCAACAUAGGAGGUGCAUUUGCAGUAAAGAAUGAGACUGGAGCCAUCUUCGUGGCUGGUCCAUUGGACUACGAAACCAGGAAAGAGUUUAACUUGACGCUGGUUGCGUCGGACACGCUGCACGAGGGGAGCACGACGGUGCUAAUCCACAUCAAGGAUGUCAACGACCUGCCGCCAGUUUUCGACCGCCCUUCGUACGAGACCACCAUCAAGGAGGAGGUGUCCCACAAUUUGCCCCUGAGAAUCAUGACGGUGACAGCGACUGAUGGGGAUAAGGAUCGCGAGUCACUGAUAGUCUACUUCCUGACGGGCCAAGGCGUGGACGAAGAUCUCGGCAACAGCAAGUUUGCCAUCAACACGACUACUGGAGAAAUUUAUGUGCUCAAGCCACUAGAUAGGGAUCUUCCACACGGGCGGUCCCAGUGGCGCUUCACCGUCUUUGCCGAGGAUGAGGGAGGCAACGGCUUGGUCGGCUUUGCAGACGUCCUCGUCAACCUCAAGGACGUGAACGACAAUGCUCCCUUCUUCCCAUCUGCCAUCUACACUGGCAAUGUGACAGAAAACGGGACCGCCGGCAUGACUGUGAUGACCAUGACUGCCACGGAUUAUGAUGACCCCAACGAAGGAAACAACGCCCGUCUUACCUACUCAAUCGAGCAAAAUCAAGUGAAUGAGAACGGCGAACUCAUCUUCACCAUUGAUGAGGAGACUGGAGUCAUUUCAACUGCCGUAUGCUGUCUUGAUCGGGAAACAAACCCAGAGUACACAAUCAAGGUCGUCGCUGUCGACGGUGGCGGUCUCAAAGGAACUGGGACGGCCACAAUCAAGAUCAAGGACAUUAAUGACAUGCCUCCCGAAUUCACAAAGAAGGACUGGUUUGUUGAUGUGGAGGAAACCGAAGCUGACAACAUCCCUGAAAAUCCAAUUUUGGUUGUGUCAGUCAAUGAUGGCGAUCUUUUGGAGACCAACCGAUUCAGCUACAAAGUCAUCGACAACACCUUUGGGUCAGACAAGUUUACCAUGGUGACAAACUCUGAUGGCACAGGAUCUCUCAAAAUUGCCAAGCCACUUGAUUAUGAAGACCUGCAGCAGCGCUUUGGCUUCAAUAUCACUAUCCAAGUGAGCGACAAUGGCGGGGAGUCAACUGACCCGUACCACGCCGACUAUGCCAAGGUCAAGGUUAGGGUCAAAGACAUCAAUGACAACAAACCAGAGUUCGAGCGACCCAACAUUGAAGUCUCUGUGCCUGAAAACUCCACCGUGGGCUCGAGCUUGGCCACGUUCAAAGCCACUGACGCAGACCAAGGUGGCAAGUCACGUGUCAGCUAUAUGAUUGACCGCUCUUCGGACAAGAAGCGGCAGUUCAAGAUCAAUCCGAACGGGGUUGUGGAGAUCCAAAGGACUCUGGACCGAGAGGACAUUCCUAGACACCAGGUCAAGAUCCUUGCCAUCGAUGAUGGUGUUCCAUCCCGCACGGCAACUGCAACGCUGACGGUGGUGGUGAGCGACAUCAACGACAACCCGCCGCGGUUCCAGUACGACUAUCGACCUGUGAUUCCCGAACACACACCGCCCCAGAAGGUGCAGGAGAUUCUGGCCACGGAUGACGACGACCGAUCCAAGAACAACGGUCCCCCCUUCACUUUCCGCAUGGACCCCAAUGCCCCGGAGCUCAUCCAGCAGUUCUUCCGCGUCGAGCACGACCCAACUGGUGCCAAUGGGGACGGCAUGGCAGUGGUGCGAUCCCGAGAGACAUUUGACCGGGAGACCCAGAAGGAGUACUUGGUGCCCAUUCUGAUCAAAGACAAUGGCAAUCCCUCUCUCACGGGCACCUCGACUCUCACUGUCAUCAUCGGUGACAUCAACGACAACCGAAUGCACCCGGGCAGCAAAAGCAUCUUCGUCUACAACUUCAAAGGAGAGUCGCCACCAACGAAGAUUGGUCGCAUCCAUGUGGAAGACCUUGACGAUUGGGACUUGCCGGACAAAACAUUCUUCUGGGAGAACAAUAAUGCCCAUCCAAACUUCGACAUGGACGGCCAUACUGGCAUGAUCACCAUGCUCAACUCCACGGGCGCAGGCACCUACUUCCUGCGCUUCCUUGUCUACGACCGCAUGCACACCAUGGAUGCCCACGCCAACGUCACGGUCACGGUCAAGGAGAUACCAGAGGAGGCCAUCUACAAUUCUGGCUCCAUCCGUGUGGCUGGUAUCACAGAUGAGGACUUUAUUCGGGUGUGGGAUUGGAAAAAGCAGCGUCAGGUGAAGAGCAAGUACGAGAUCUUCCGGGACCUGAUAGCCGAGCUAAUCAAGACCAAGCCCUACAACGUGGACAUCUUCAGUGUCAUUCUAAAGCAAUCUCGACCACCCAUCACGGACAUCCGCUUUUCGGCCCAUGGCUCGCCCUACUACAAGGCCAGCCUACUGAACGGCGUCGUAGCUGUCAAUCGUCGCGAGAUUGAAAAUAAAGUUGGCAUCAAUAUUACGAUGGUAGGCAUCGAUGAGUGCCUCUUGGAAAACCACAACUGUGAAGGAAGCUGCACCAAUGUGCUCAUGAUAGACCGCAAUCCGGUCAUGGUCAAUGCAAACCGCACCUCCUUUGUCGGGGUGAACACUUGGGUGAAAGCAAAGUGCACGUGUGGUGCUCGAGACUUCUCCGAGAUAGAGUCCUGUCGCAAGAGGCCACCUCCUUGCUACAACAAUGGCCGCUGCGUUGAUACUUACACUGGCAUCAGCUGCCGCUGCCCAUCUGGCUUCCACGGUCCGCAGUGCCAGCAGACGACCCGGCACUUUAAUGGCAAGGGCUGGGCCUGGUUCCCUCCGCUGCAGCAGUGCGAGGAGUCGCACCUGAGCCUGGAGUUUAUGACGGACCGAGCCACAGGGCUGUUGCUCUACAAUGGGCCGAUCUCGCGGCCCGACCCCGGCGAGCUGGUCAUCCAGGACUUCAUCUCGCUCGAGCUGAACGGUGGCAGGCCUCGGCUGCUGCUCGACUUCGGGUCGGGCACGGCGGAGUUGCUGGUGCAGGUGGAGGAGGCCCUCAAUGACGAGAACUGGCAUCGGCUGGACGUCUUCUGGGACCGCCAGUCCGUUCGGCUGAUGGUGGACAAUUGCCUGUCAGCCCGCACGCACGAGGGGAACCAGACGAUUGACCGGUCACGCUGCGAGAACAGCACCCAAGUACCCGAGUUCAACGAGUUCCUCAAUGUGAACACGCCCCUUCAGCUAGGCGGCACCCAUGUCGGGGGAAAGGACCUUGGUGCCUAUGCCUGGCAGUACCGGCACACCACCGAAGGCUUCCAGGGCUGCAUCAAGAAUGUCAUCCACAACAGCGAGAUGUAUGACUUGGGAUCACCCGGCAGUUCAUACAACAGUGUGGCAGGAUGUCCUCCAGCAGAGAGUUCGUGCAGCGAAGCAGCUCUGCUACACCAGUCAUGUGGGCACGGCCACUGCCUGGGCACCUACAAGGGAGCUGAAUGCGUCUGCGAUCCUGGCUGGCAUGGGCCCAACUGUGACCGAGAAACCCAGUCAAAGAUGUUCCAGCAGAGCAGUUACAUCAAGUAUGCUCUGCCCUUCGACCCACACCCAUACAAGACUGACAUCCAGCUACAGUUCCGCACCCGUCAGAAACAUGGGGAACUUUUCCGCAUCACCAGCAAGCAUGGAAGGGAAUACUGCAUCCUUGAGAUCCGGGACAAGAAGUUGCGGUUCCGUUUCAACCUGGACCGCAGCCGCACUUCGGACGAGCGUGAGCUGUGGCUGCCCUGGGUGUGGGUGAACGACGGUCAGUGGCAUACAGUGCGGGCACUACGCCACGGGGCGUCGGCCAGCCUGGCGUUGGACGGAGGCUCGGGUCGGCGUUACAACGAGCUGGUGGACUGGCAUAGUCCCCACCAGCACAUGUGGGUGGAGAAGCAGAACGUCAUUGCGGGGGGAGACGUGCAGUAUGUUGGCCCCGGAGUGACGGUCGUCGACAAUGACUACCAAGAAGGAUGUAUGAAUGACAUCCGCUUGGACCAGCACUAUCUGCCGAUGGAGAGUGGUUCGGAAUAUGCGGCUGUGGUCGAGUGGCGCAACUUGAUUGACGGCUGUCCGUCCAAUAAUCCUUGCCACGGGAUCAGCUGCCCACGACCGUUUGUUUGCGUCGACCUGUGGAUGCUUCACGAGUGCAAGUGCGUGGAAGGCUUCACUCCCACGGAAGACCGGCUGAGCUGCGAAGACCUGGACGAGUGUCUGGAGGAGCCAUGCGGCCAUGCGGGCCAUUGCGAGAACCUUCCGGACGGCCAGGGCCACACGUGCCUUUGCCGGGAGAGCCUGCACUGCCACAACUGCAGCUGUUUUGAUGUGGGCGCUGGGGCACGCAUGACCAACACGUCGCUGGCCCUGGGACUCGAGGCCCUCCUCAUAAUCCUGGCGUGUCUCGGGGUGUAUCUGCUCCUGGUGCUGGUGAUUGUGGCAUACACUCGUAGCCGUCGAUCUGACCAGAAGUUUGGCCAUGGUGGGGUGGACGACGAUGUGCGCGAGAACAUCAUCAGCUACGAAGACGAAGGUGGUGGAGAAGAUGACAUGAAUGCCUACGACAUCACGCCCCUUCGUAUUCCCGUGGAUGCCUCUGGUACUCCGCUGGGUGCCAAGCCAGGCCCCGACAAGGCGCCACCUUUGCUCAAAGAAGUGCGCCUGAGGGAGCCGCCGCCCGGUGCCCAGCCCGAGGUUGGGGACUUCAUCCGGGACCACCUGGACAAGGCAGACCAGGACCCUGGGGCACCCCCCGUGGACGACCUGCGCAACUAUGCGUACGAAGGGGGUGGCUCGACGGCGGGCUCCCUUAGUUCACUGGCCUCUGAGACGGACGACCAUGAGCAGCGCUUCGACUACCUCAACAGCUGGGGACCCCGCUUCCAGAAGCUGGCCGACAUGUACGGACAGGGCGAGAGCGAGGAGGACUAGGCGAAACGGGGGACGACCCAAACCCCUCCCCAAAACCCCGUUCUCCAGCAGCCACAGAAUCCUCGGUUUUUGGCGCUCUUGGCACAGAGCACUUCGUCUGCCAGCCGGUCCGCAGCAAGAGUGCCCAUGUAACUGGCCGCCCCUUGCGACGCCGGCCAGCGUGCGGACGGCCAAAGGCUAGGUGAGAGAGAGCCUUGUUUCCGCUCGGGUGGAACAAGGGAGAUGCAAGUACCACCAGUGCUUGGGCACACUCGGUGUAGAGACCGGCAUUUGUUGUGCUUUGUGCCGACAGCUCCAUUUCCUGUCGUUCUGGUUCAGUUUGUUUCUCUCAGGGUAGUGCAACAGGUGCUGCUGAGCUGUUAACUUUGAAAAGCUUUUAUAUUUCGAUUCCUCCUACAUUUUUGAGGGGUGACAACAGAACAGAGGCAGCUAGCUAUUGUGCUGCCUUUUAUAUCUGCCAAAGCAUGUGCAACCUUUUUUUUUUCUUUUGUCCGUGUUUUCAGUUGUUGUUGUUCUUUUGUUUUUUUUGCUAUUUAUAUUCAUAUGCCUUCUGCGCAUUGGUCCCUUUCAAAUGUAAGGUUGUGUUUUGACGACUACCGCAACUAGUUUUAUGUGCUUCUGUAGGUUUGACUGGAUUAAUAUUCUUAGUCCAAUGUUUUAGGACUGAUGAUUGCAGCUCCCACUUUUAAUGAUGAAUUUCAGCUUGACUCCCCUCUCAUCAUUGUGUGAUUAACAGAAAGCAAGGUUGUGUUUUUACUUUUAGAUGUCAUCACGUGCCAUGAUGAACUUUGCAAAUCUUGCAAGGAUUACUGGCACUGCCUACUCUUUUGUAUUUUUUUAUUUUUUUUUUGCUUUGAUAGGUGUGCUCUUGCCAUAUUUUAAUGUUUCUUUGACGAUCGAAAGAAGAUUGCAACUGGAGACGACCACACUAUUUGCGUGCUCAUCUUCAGUUGCAUUGCAGAGUUGAAUUGACUUCUCUGAGGCAACCAUCAUUGAGUAGCUCUGCCCACAUCAUACUGCCCAAAUCUUGAAUGACUUUGUUACCUUUUCUUUUGCCAAGGUUAGUAGGAGAAUGGCCUUCUAUUGUUCUACUGGGAACACUUUAUUGCUUUGGUAGUGCAGCUUUUGAUUGCAAGGUCUCAAGAUUUCCCGUGUCCCCAUUCCUUCCUGAAGUUUGAAUUACCCCUGCUUACAACAUGUGUGCUGACAUCUGUUGGCCGGCUGUGUGUCGCACUCCAUGUGGCCCCUCCCUCCCAAACCGCCCCCUCACGAACGUCACUCCGCGCACUCGAUCGCUCCUCGACGUUCUGCGGAACGCUUCGUUUCAAACUGCCCAGCGGAAUGGCCGGUGGUAAUCUUGUCGUGGAGGUCAAGGCCAUCCAGGGCAACCACCAAAAGCCAGGAGGAGCAAAACAAAGGAGCAAGCUUUCUUUCUCCCCUGGUGUGUCGAAUGCAAGUUUGGCAUAACCACAUACUCUAGGUGCAUUCCAUUUUCUAAGGUGGCUAUGCCGAGUUCUAACGCAAUCCCGGGGCCUCGCCAGGCACAUGAGGCCUGCGACAGCGGUGUUUGGGGCAGUGUUUUGCCCUGUGACAUUGUUACUGCUAAAGUUUCUCCUUUUUUUUUUUUUUUUUUUUUAAUUCACCUUUUGUCGCCAUUGAACCGUUGCCAGAACUUUUGAGCAGCUGUAGACUUGGCGGGGUGAGUGUGAUGAGUGUUCCUUUGUACACAACUAUGUGUAGGAGAGAGAGAGAAAUGAUUAUUUAUUAUGUCCAAGUUGUACACGUAAUGCAUUAUACAUAUACACAUUGCGGCGGUCCCCCUAGCAUGCCGCGAGUACAUGAUGAAACUGGCGAGUUUUCUACACGUUACUGUAUACAACAUGCACAUUGUACUUCAAGUGUGUUCACCUGCGUGCAAGUGUGUCUGGCUGUUGAAAAAAAGAAAUGCCUGCACCUUGGCUUUGUGCGUCUUUUACAUUCAGUGGGUUCCCCCUUUUUUUUUUAGUUUGAAAAGCCCCGACGCUCAAGUCCAUGCAAAGUUUAUGAAGUUCCCCCAGGUUUUGGCAGCAGCCUUGCUUAAUUUAUUUUAGGUAAUUUUAUUUUGUCAAGCUCUCAAUGAAAUUAUUUCAGCCUAUCCUUACUUUUGCUAGGGUUGUGUUUUAUAGCUGAAGGCACAUUGCAUAGGGUAUGUCACUUUUGUUGUCCUUGUGGUGUUUGUGCACAGCACAGCAGCCUGUAAUGGAUAUCAUCACAUCACAAAGCAGGCGUCAAUUUAGAGAUGGCUUUGUUAUUUCUUUUGCAUUAAGACCGCUACCGCCACUGAACUCAUUUGGAACCAUCGAUGGAAUGAUCAUUUUUUUUAUUACGAUUUUAUUGUAAAGCUGGAUGAGCAUAUCACGGUGGAUGAUGAAGUGGACAGACCGCCGUUCAUUCAUUCCGAAGCACCAGAGCAUUAUUAUUGUGUGCUUUUGUUUUUGUAAACUUUUUUUUUUAUCGGAUGGAGUGUAUCAGUACAUGUGUGGAUGUAUCCCUAACCUUGAAUCAUUUUAUUUUUACUUGUUUAGUAAACCGACCCACUGUGCUAGUCACGCCCUUGUUACUAGAACUCUGAAGCCACCUGUGCAAGACUUGGGUCUGCAAAACAAGAAACCCUGAAGCAGGUUGUUGUUUUUUUUUCUCCGCCUCAUCGUAUUAUAAUGAAUUUCACAAGUUUUACCAGCACACAUGUCUAUGUAUCUGGGUCCCCUUUAUUUUUUUUUCUCUGUGGGCAUCUGUUUGUUUUUGUAAGCGUUGCUCACAGCGAGUGCAUCCCAACCUCAGCAUGACUGACAGGCUUUGUGCCCCCCAUUUUGUUCUGGAUACGCUGAAAGGUUGCAGCAUCUCCGGGAGCUGAACAAACUCGCACAUGUUCUCAAAAUAUACACAGACUGCGACGUCUGUGCUGCGGCGAGCAUGCUACAAAUGUAGGAUUUCGUAUUUAAAGAGUGCAGUUAGGGAGUAAUGUUACUGUGUGUGCAUGUUCUUUUCGUGUUUUAGUUCUAUUUUUUCUACGAGCGUAAAGUGGUGUGCAAGUUUAGUUUGGUAUCGGUUUAACUCUGUGAGUGCGCCCCAUCCAGUUCUGUGUCCAGAGGCGGCGCCCUUUUCUGCUGACGCGGAUGCCAUUUGUCUGUCUGUUGCCUUAUGUGAAGUAUGCGUGUGUGCAUGUAAGUGUGCGUGUCGGAAGCAGUGGUUUGGUUCCUUGCCUGAGUUCUCAAAUCGGAUUCGUUGAUGAAGUGCCUAGUGACCUCUCUCAACUGUUCAUUCCCAGUCCGCGGCGGCAGCACUUGGGCGCCGUUCUGGAAGACCCGCCAGUUUGGCCCUCACCUCGGGCGGAUGGGCUGGACUAGUUUCCCUUACUUGCGGGGUUAUGUGUCCACGUCGGUUUUUGUCUUUUUCUUUGUUUAGUACAAGAACCACUUCUUACAUCUUCAGUUCGUUGCAGAUUUUACGAGAAUUGUCCUUGACCCCCUUGUUUUCGUGUUUUACAAUGAGAGUGUCUUUGCUUCGAGUCUGUAGAUGUUAGGUCAUAAUUUUGAAGUCUUAAUAAAAACCACGUAUGUUAAAUAAUUUC
Molecule: messenger RNA, 8597 nt
Organism: Ixodes scapularis (black-legged tick)
Lineage: Eukaryota; Metazoa; Arthropoda; Arachnida; Ixodida; Ixodidae
Product: neural-cadherin
Exons: 21
Coding region: 290-4987 (1565 amino acids)
Biological process (GO): homophilic cell-cell adhesion
Cellular component (GO): plasma membrane; catenin complex
Molecular function (GO): calcium ion binding; cadherin binding
Source: RefSeq, a predicted model, not a curated record